Messenger RNA from Sceloporus undulatus (fence lizard), 2771 nucleotides. It is a transcript of the gene CSNK2A2, whose product is annotated as casein kinase 2 alpha 2. The record is from RefSeq and is a predicted model, not a curated record. Gene Ontology annotation, molecular function: protein serine/threonine kinase activity; ATP binding. The transcript has 11 exons. Bases 357 to 1412 code for a protein of 351 amino acids. Gene Ontology annotation, cellular component: cytosol; nucleus; protein kinase CK2 complex. Lineage: Eukaryota; Metazoa; Chordata; Lepidosauria; Squamata; Phrynosomatidae. Gene Ontology annotation, biological process: protein phosphorylation; regulation of chromosome separation.
GUCCUCCCUUCCGGGAGGUGUCGCUGUGGCGCUUGGACGCGAGAGCCGGCCUUUGCCGGCGGACUUUCUCGCCGCUCGGGGCCGGUGGGCGCGUCGCCGCCUCCGCCUCCGCGGCCCCUACCUUCCUUCAUCCCUUCGCCCGUUCCUUCUUUCCUAGGAGGCGCUGGCCGGCCUGGCGCCCCUCUUCUUCCCCGGCUCUCCCUCCUCCUCCUCUUCCGCUGGUGCUCCUGGGCCGCCGCUGGCGGUGGGGCUCCUUCCUCCUCCUGCUCCUCCGCCCGGCCUGCCCUCCGCCUCCGCCGCUCUUCCUCUCCGUGGCCCCGGUGCGGCCUCCCCCGGCCCUCGCCUCCGCCUCCGCCAUGCCCGGUCCUGCCGCCGGGAGCAGGGCCCGCGUCUACGCCGAAGUCAACAGCCUCCGGAGCCGAGAGUACUGGGACUACGAGGCCCACGUCCCCACAUGGGGUAAUCAAGACGAUUAUCAACUGGUUCGGAAACUCGGCCGGGGGAAAUAUAGUGAAGUCUUUGAGGCUAUAAACAUCACCAACAACGAGCGAGUGGUUGUGAAAAUUCUUAAGCCAGUGAAGAAAAAGAAGAUAAAACGAGAGGUUAAGAUUUUGGAGAAUCUGCGUGGUGGAACCAACAUCAUUAAGCUGAUUGACACGGUCAAGGAUCCGGUGUCAAAGACUCCAGCUCUGGUGUUUGAAUACAUCAAUAAUACAGAUUUCAAGCAACUAUACCAGAUUCUGACAGACUUUGAUAUUCGGUUUUAUAUGUAUGAAUUGCUCAAGGCCUUGGAUUACUGUCACAGCAUGGGGAUCAUGCAUAGAGAUGUCAAACCUCAUAACGUCAUGAUAGACCACCAACAGAAAAAGUUGCGCCUCAUAGACUGGGGCUUGGCAGAAUUCUACCAUCCAGCUCAGGAAUACAAUGUCCGCGUUGCCUCGAGGUACUUCAAAGGGCCAGAGCUUCUCGUGGACUACCAAAUGUACGACUAUAGCUUAGAUAUGUGGAGCUUAGGCUGUAUGCUGGCCAGCAUGAUCUUCCGAAAAGAGCCUUUUUUCCACGGUCAGGAUAACUAUGACCAGUUGGUUCGCAUUGCAAAGGUUCUGGGUACAGAUGAAUUAUAUGGUUAUCUGAAGAAGUACCACAUAGAACUGGACCCACACUUCAAUGAUAUCCUGGGACAACAUUCACGGAAGCGCUGGGAGAACUUCAUUCACAGUGAAAACAGACACCUGGUCAGCCCUGAAGUCUUGGACCUUCUGGACAAACUCCUGCGAUAUGACCAUCAACAGAGGUUGACUGCCAAAGAAGCUAUGGAGCACCCUUAUUUCUAUCCAGUUGUGAAGGAGCAGGCCCAGCAGCCCAGCUCCGACAGCCCAGUGCUCACCAGCAGCCUGACAACAACACGAUGAAGUUUGGGGAACGACGGGUAAUUCCAGAGGUUUACAAAUACAAAACACACACACCCCUCAGUCACCUGGGGAAGGGAAUGAACCAAAACCCCGUAUUCUCUGCAGAAGCCUCGACUUGAAGGGAGGGUAGGGCCUCCUCGCCUUCCUCUCUCUCUCCAGCACUUGCGGCUACCCUAACCUUUCUCUGUGUGUUACCAAAGUCCUUAUCCAAAUGGUUGUGUGAGAUGUUACAUGGAUUCGAGGGUGUGGUCCGAGGUUGGAACUACUACUACUGGCUCUGAGUUCAAAUCUGCCAUUUCCUACUCUACUUUUCCUAGCCUGCGAUUUUUCUCUUUUCUUCUCCUGGGCGGCCUUCUGGUUUCUCCCCGCCCUGACCCCGCACACGAGGAUAUGUAGCAUGUACCCCACAGAAGCAAGCCCAUGUGGGGUCAGGUUCUAUCAAGAAGCGGGUGCCAAGCCUGUAAGUGGUGGAUGUCACCCUCGCUCUUGUCACAUCCGAUUUUGGCCCUUAAUCUUCGCUCCUGCCCCCCUUCAGUUUAAACAGCCAGUCUUGGAAAUGGUUUGAGUCAGUCAGUCAAACUAUAAUAAGAUGCUUCAAAACACUGUUGGGAGGCAGCUUGCUGUUGGGGUAGACGGGUCGAGUGUCCCCCCCGUUCCCAUCCCUUUCUUUCUGGGGAAGUGCCUGCCUUAGCAAGGGGGAAGGUGGUUCUUUCAGGCCAAAAGAGCGCUUCCUCCUGUGAGGUUUGUUCCAACGGCUAUGAAGAGCCAACCGCGGGCAUUCCCAUCCGUGAGCAAAUUUAGAAUUGCUUUCAUUGCAGCCACUUUGAACACGUGGAAGAAGCAAAGAGGAAGUGUUUUGGGGAUGAGGAAACCAAUGGGGAGUUUCGGAAGCCAGGAAUAGCGAGGGCCAUUCCGAAUCCAUGUGCGACGACGGCCUUCCUGAGGUUCAGAUCCCUGGAGCAUUUUUACGCACCUGGCCCUGCGAGGGAGUGCGGUCUCCUCUGCAGGAAGGGCGCGUCAGGUGCUCCUUUACCUGGUUAUUAUUUUUCCUUGUUGGGUCUCUUACGAGCGCCAGAGUUCGACCCCCGCCUUUUUUGGGGGAGGGGGCAUUAUACUUUGUGAUUCUGGUGACGUCAUAAACCUAAAUCUACGCGUUUUUGUCACCAUGCCUAAAUGCAGAUAUUUUUUUCUUUCUAUUAUUACUUUGUCAAAUAUUUAAUUUUAAGAAAUAAGGUUAGACUGUUUCUAUUUGAAGCAUCUGUUUACAUUCCACUUCCCAAUAACAACAUGUUAGCAUUGAUAUCAGGUCAGAUCCAUUUGUACAAUUCACUGGAACCAAUAAAUCUCUCUAUGUACAAA